AUGCAUGGGAGGGUUCGAUUGGGUGGAAGAGGUUGGUAUUAUCCCGAUGGAUGUAGAGAAUCAAAUCCCACCGAGUGAAUAGAAAUAAGUCGUUCACCUAGCUGACUGAGCCAACUCCUUCCGAUCGGGUGCUGGCCUGCAAAAAGUAGCUCAUUCAGUAGUGGGUGAGGGAAUAAACGACACAGAAGCAUCUACCUACCAUCCCAAUCUAUAUCCGGGUGGGGAGGCUCCUACAACUAUAUCCUCCCACCCUAGUUCCCGGAGGGGCUAAAAACCUGGUAGGUAUAAGAAUGGGUGCCUACCAGCCAUCACGUAGUGUAAAACCCAUGUACGCUACUAGGUCCACUGUUGCUGGAACCGGGCUAUUACUGAUGGUACUGGUUCAACCGGUGCUUAUUCUACGACUGGUUUUUCCACUGAUGGCACCACAGG
Messenger RNA from Didymodactylos carnosus, 432 nucleotides. The record is from the annotation of a GenBank genome assembly. NCBI's taxonomy places the organism in Eukaryota, Metazoa, Rotifera, Eurotatoria, Philodinida, Philodinidae.